Colius striatus (speckled mousebird) is the source of this 1365-nucleotide messenger RNA. It is a transcript of the gene SLC25A3, whose product is annotated as solute carrier family 25 member 3. The coding region runs from base 117 to 1193 and encodes 358 amino acids. NCBI's taxonomy places the organism in Eukaryota, Metazoa, Chordata, Aves, Coliiformes, Coliidae. Gene Ontology annotation, molecular function: phosphate transmembrane transporter activity. The transcript is spliced from 8 exons. The record is from RefSeq and is a predicted model, not a curated record. Gene Ontology annotation, cellular component: mitochondrial inner membrane. Gene Ontology annotation, biological process: mitochondrial phosphate ion transmembrane transport.
CCGCCCCGCGCGCCGGCGAAGGACAAAGUGUCGGAGCGGGGCCCGCCGUCAGCCUCCGCGCCGCGCUGCCGCCAGAGCAGCCCCUCUGCGCGCCGCCGCCAUCUUACGAGGUCGCCAUGUUCUCAUCCAUCGCGCCGCUCGCCCGGCUCAACCCUUUCUACGCGCCGCACUUGCAGCUGUGCCAGGAUGGGGUGAGGAAGCGCGCGGAGCCGGCGGAGGCGCCAGCCACGCGGCGGACCUUGGCGGCCGCGUCCGCCGCCGAAGAAUACAGUUGUGAAUAUGGCUCGCUCAAGUUUUAUGCUCUCUGUGGCGUUGGUGGGGUCCUAAGUUGUGGCCUGACACACACUGCUGUGGUACCUCUGGAUUUAGUGAAAUGUCGUAUGCAGGUUGAUCCACAAAAAUACAAGAGCAUCUUCAAUGGAUUUUCAGUGACAAUCAAAGAAGACGGCGUUCGUGGCCUGGCGAAGGGAUGGGCUCCCACCUUUUUUGGGUAUUCCAUGCAAGGCCUUUGUAAAUUUGGUUUCUAUGAAGUUUUCAAAAUCUUGUAUGGCAACAUGCUGGGAGAGGAAAAUGCCUAUCUGUGGCGUACUUCGCUGUAUUUAGCGGCAUCUGCCAGUGCGGAGUUUUUUGCUGACAUUGCUCUGGCUCCAAUGGAAGCUGCUAAAGUUCGUAUCCAGACACAGCCUGGCUAUGCCAACACUCUGCGGCAGGCUGUGCCCAAGAUGUUCGCAGAAGAAGGCAUCUGGGCUUUCUAUAAAGGCGUUGCUCCACUAUGGAUGAGACAGAUUCCAUACACAAUGAUGAAAUUUGCCUGCUUUGAACGAACUGUGGAAGCUCUCUACAAGUAUGUCGUUCCUAAGCCACGAAGUGAAUGUACAAAAGGAGAACAGCUGGUAGUCACAUUUGUUGCAGGUUAUAUUGCUGGUGUGUUCUGCGCAAUUGUCUCCCAUCCUGCUGACUCCGUGGUGUCAGUGUUGAACAAAGAGAAGGGCAGUUCUGCUUCACAGGUUCUUCAGAGGCUUGGAUUCAAAGGCGUAUGGAAAGGUCUGUUUGCUCGUAUCAUUAUGAUUGGUACCCUGACUGCACUACAGUGGUUCAUCUACGACUCUGUGAAGGUUUAUUUCAGACUUCCUCGUCCACCUCCACCUGAAAUGCCAGAAUCUCUGAAGAAGAAGCUUGGUCUAACUGAGUAGACAACUCAUGGACUGACUAUGCUGGCUGCCCCAGUGAUGAGUUUCAUGAAACUUUUAUAUAUUUGACUCUGUAGAAAACAAACUAUAUGAUGUCAUUAUUGGCUGUGCCCUCAUCUCACAUGAGGGUUUAAAUUCUACCACUGUCAUUGCCUGAAAUAAAUGAGAAACAGAG